GGACUUGAUUGACUUCCUUCUCGUUGACUUCCUUCUCCCUCCUCUGUUUUCCGUCCAUCGGCAUCUCUUCGUUUCCUUCCUUCCCUCUUUUAUCUUUCCAGCAGACCCUUCAGAUUCUUGCAUCAGCUUCUUCUUUUUUCCUUUCCUUCUGCGUGAAUCAUGAUUCGUUCUUCCCUGAAAUAAGUGAAUCACUGCUCAUCGAGCAUCUAUUCUCAUCCGAACUCUUGAAAGCUUGAUGCCUUGGAGCUCUCUAUCUAUCUAACCGUUCUGCAUCUACUAUAUCCUUCUCUCGCUUGUGGGAAUGGAGAAGUACCUUUCAAACUCAUCAAAGAGAGCGUCGUCUUUGAAAGUAUUGUUGCUACAUGGGAGGCUUGAUAUAUGGAUUUACGAAGCGAGAAACCUCCCAGACAUGGACGCGUUAUCCAAGAACUUUGUUGGUAUGUUCAGAACAAAAGUUUCCACCAGAAUUGCUGAUAAGAUGGACGGCUUCAUGCAUAGUCAAAAUUCGACGACCGAUGCUUAUGUUUCCGUUUCUGUAUCAAAUGCUGUGGUAGCAAGGACCAGUGUGAUCCCCGAUAACGAGAACCCAGUUUGGAAUCAGCAUUCUCGCGUUCCGAUUGCACAUCAUGCCGCGGAAGUGCAAUUUUUGGUCAAGGAUAGCGACGUAAUCGGCUCUGAGCUCAUUGGAACUGUUUCAAUUCCAGUUGAGCAAUUCUACUCCGGUGUGAAGUUAGAGGGCUCUUUUCCGAUACUUGAUCCCAAGAACAAGCCUUGUAGAGAUGGGGCUACCCUGAAGCUCUCAAUUCAGUACAUCCCCAUCGUGAGAUUGGCGUCUUACAGUCUUGGAAUUGCUGGCCUAGAGAACAGAGGGAUUCCCGGUACAUACUUCCCUUUGAGGAAGGGUGGGAAGGUCACGCUUUAUCAGGACGCACAUGUUCCGGACGAUUGCCUUCCGGCCCUGCUCAGGCUUGAGGGAGAUGCGCAUUCCCAGCAUGGCAAGUGUUGGCGAGACAUCUUCGAAGCAAUCAUGCGGGCACGACGAUUCAUUUACAUCACUGGAUGGUCGGUGUAUCACAUGGUCAGGCUGGUUCGGGAACAAGGUUUCUACUCCGACACUCUAGGGGAUCUUCUGAAGAAGAGGUCCCAGGAAGGCGUGAGAGUCUUGCUUCUUGUUUGGGAUGAUUUCACUUCAAGGACCAUUUUGGGUUUUCCAAAGGAGGGUAAAAUGCAGACUCACGAUGAGGAGACACGAAACUUUUUCAAGCACUCUUCAGUUCAUGUUUUGCUUUGUCCUAGAUCUGCUGGAAAACGCCACAGUUUGGUCAAGCAAGGGGAAACUGGAGUAAUUUAUACACAUCAUCAAAAGUCAGUGAUAUUGGACACCGAUGCUGGCAAUGGCAAGAGAAAAGUUACUGCAUUUGUUGGAGGGCUGGAUUUAUGUGAUGGGCGAUAUGAUACUCCAAGCCAUUCCUUGUUUAGGACGUUAGAAACUGUUCACAAGGACGACUAUCACAACCCAACCUUUCCGGCAGGUGUAACUUCACCGAGGCAGCCAUGGCAUGAUUUACACUGCAAAGUUGAUGGCCCUGCCGCAUAUGAUGUGUUGACAAACUUUGAGGAGAGGUGGUUGAAAGCUUCAAAGCCCCGUGGAAUUGACAAACUUAAAAGGUCUGAAGAUGAUGCGUUGCUCAAGCUUUCAAGCAUCUCUGAGAUACUUGGAAUAGAAGACGCUAAACACAUGGACGAAAGUGACCCAGAAGCAUGGCAUGUACAGAUAUUCCGUUCAAUUGACUCCAAUUCCGUCAAGGGCUUUCCGAAGGAUCCAAAAGUAGCAAUGAGCAAGAGUUUGACUUGUGGGAAAAACGUAAAGAUUGACAUGAGCAUACAUACUGCGUACGUUGAGGCAAUUCGAGCAGCACAGCGUUUCAUUUACAUUGAGAACCAAUACUUCAUUGGGUCUUCGUACAACUGGUCUUCGCACGGUAGUGUCGGUGCCGACAACCUAAUACCUAUGGAAAUAGCUCUAAAGAUUUCAGAAAAAAUUAAAGCCAAGGAAAGAUUUUCUGCCUACGUUGUAAUUCCGAUGUGGCCUGAGGGUGUUCCAACUGAUAUUCCCACCCAGAGAAUCCUCUAUUGGCAGCAUAUGACAAUGGAAAUGAUGUAUGAGAGGAUCUACAAAGCCUUAGAAGAGGUUGGCCUUGAAAAGACAUGCCACCCACGUGAUUAUUUGACCUUUUUCUGCCUCGGUAACCGUGAAACAGAAGAUCGGAAUAUUUCUUCUCCAAGUUUAAAUGCAGAUAACAGCAGUACUCCCCAGGCACUUGCUCAGAAGAACCGUCGCUUCAUGAUUUACGUCCAUUCCAAAGGAAUGAUAGUCGACGAUGAGUAUGUAAUCUUGGGAUCCGCGAAUAUCAACCAGCGAUCUUUGGACGGAUCAAGAGACUCAGAGAUUGCAAUGGGUGCUUAUCAACCUCAGCAUCUGCGGGGAAGAAAGUCAUCACAUCCAAAAGGGCAGAUCUAUGGCUACCGUAUGUCCCUCUGGGCAGAGCACUUGGGAGUAUUGGAGGAGUGUUUCAGACACCCAGAUAGCCUGGAUUGUAUGAGAAGAAUUAACCAUUUGGCAGAGUUAAACUGGCAACAGUUUGCAGCAAAUGAGGUUACAGAGAUGAGAGGGCAUCUUCUGAGGUACCCAGUUGACGUUGAUUCUGGAGGCAAAGUAACGGCUCUUCCUGGAUGUGAAACUUUCCCAGAUUGUGGAGGCAAGAUAUUAGGGACCUUUACAUUCGUUCAAGAAAAUCUGACGGUGUAAAAUUAGUAACUACAAGCAGAGUGUUUUUGAAAAAGAUUCAGUGCAGUUGGUAGUUUUCUCUGCCUCCGCCAUCCACCAAUAAGAAUCUGCAUAUACAGUGCCCUACAAAUGAAGCUACUAUUUUCAUAUCUUACUUGGUUCGGUCAUUACCGUGUAACUGUAGUUUAUGUGUUGCUAAUUAUUGGAAGUGCUAUUCUUUUUUUAUGUAUACAUAACUAUGUUGAGGUUACAAAUUGACGAAUCCAAAUUUAAAUGUGGAGCAUAUUCUGAUGAA
Molecule: messenger RNA, 3083 nt
Organism: Nymphaea colorata (pocket water lily)
Lineage: Eukaryota; Viridiplantae; Streptophyta; Magnoliopsida; Nymphaeales; Nymphaeaceae
Product: phospholipase D beta 1-like
Exons: 10
Coding region: 302-2809 (835 amino acids)
Biological process (GO): phosphatidylcholine metabolic process; phospholipid catabolic process
Cellular component (GO): plasma membrane
Molecular function (GO): D-type glycerophospholipase activity; calcium ion binding
Source: RefSeq, a predicted model, not a curated record